This is a messenger RNA of Paralichthys olivaceus (Japanese flounder), 630 nucleotides long. RefSeq names its product cholesterol 25-hydroxylase like 1, tandem duplicate 1 (gene ch25hl1.1). Gene Ontology annotation, molecular function: steroid hydroxylase activity; iron ion binding; C-4 methylsterol oxidase activity. Gene Ontology annotation, biological process: cholesterol metabolic process; sterol biosynthetic process. Lineage: Eukaryota; Metazoa; Chordata; Actinopteri; Pleuronectiformes; Paralichthyidae. The record is from RefSeq and is a predicted model, not a curated record. Gene Ontology annotation, cellular component: endoplasmic reticulum membrane.
AUGUAUCAGUACAAGAUCCAACCAGACAGGCAGCCAACAGUGGGGAUGAUGGUGAAGAGCUUCUGCAAGGCGCUGUAUAACCACAUCUUCUUUGUUAUUCCAUCUGUAAUAAUCGGCAUGUUCAUAUUGCCUGCACCAACACUGCCACAUGAGGCUCCUACUCUGUGUGAGGUUUUCAUUGAUGGACUGGCUGUGCUACUCGUCUUUGACACGCAGUACUACAUUUGGCACUUCAUACAUCACAAGCAUCCACAGCUUUAUCGUUGGAUCCACGCCAUCCACCACGAAUAUGCUGCGCCCUUCUCCUGGUCGACCGAGCAGCUCAGCAUCCCAGAGCUGAUGACUGUGGGACUGUGGAGCAACCAGGACCCUCUCGCUUUAAAGUGUCACCCGCUGACAACAUGGUGCAUCACGGUCCUCAGCAUCUGGAUGUCCGUGGAAGACCACAUAGGCUACGACCUGCCCUGGACCCUCAACCACCUGGUGCCUUUUGGUUUGCUGGGUGGUGCUCCGGCUCAUGACAUGCACCACCAGAAGCCGAACAGCAACUACGCUCCUUUCUUCAGUCACUGGGACAUCAUCUUUGGCACCAGCGUUCCUCUGAAGAAAAAAAUUGUGAGAUCAUGGUAA